Messenger RNA from Macrosiphum euphorbiae (potato aphid), 456 nucleotides. The record is from the annotation of a GenBank genome assembly. Lineage: Eukaryota; Metazoa; Arthropoda; Insecta; Hemiptera; Aphididae.
AUGUCCACGCCAGCCAGGAGAAGAUUGAUGAGAGAUUUCAAAAGAUUGCAGGAAGAUCCACCGACCGGUGUAAGUGGAGCACCCACUGACAAUAAUAUUAUGAUUUGGAACGCUGUUAUAUUUGGGCCACACGAUACGCCAUUUGAAGAUGGUACGUUUAAAUUAACUAUUGAGUUUACUGAAGAAUAUCCAAAUAAAGCACCGACAGUAAGAUUUGUAUCAAAAAUGUUUCAUCCGAAUGUGUAUGCAGACGGUGGAAUAUGCUUAGAUAUACUACAAAAUAGAUGGAGCCCUACAUAUGACGUGUCUGCCAUACUAACUUCAAUUCAAUCAUUACUCAGUGAUCCAAAUCCAAAUUCGCCAGCCAAUUCGAUGGCCGCUCAGUUAUACAAGGAAAAUCGACGGGAAUACGAAAAAAGAGUGAAGGCUUGUGUAGAACAGAGUUUCAUUGAUUAA